CUCUGGCGCACACGCCUCCUACCCAAAUCACAGCCCCAUGCAGCCCGGGCUCUCAUUCACAGCUUUCUAGAGAAAUCUGAGCUCCAACUGCCAGGGUAGGGGAUCUCACCCACCCAGUUCAGCCGCGAGGACACCUGCAGAAACACAUUCUCAAAGCAAGCCUGGGAGGCGGUGUGAAGGUAUUUGUUGCCUUUUUCUUCCUUCUGUGUUCGCAGAGCCUCCCCGCCCGUCCCCGCUCUAGCGGUGCCAUGGCUGCGGCGUUUCAGCACUUCGGCGCGUGGACAGCUCCCAUCUGCAAUCCCACUGCACUCCAUCCCUUCUGCACCCCACUCUUCACCGCCUCUGCGGUCCAUCCUCUUGCCACGCCACACAGCCUGCGCUCCCCAGCCAUCAGCACCCCAUCUCCACCAUCGCCGUCAUCAUCUCCACCAGCACCGGCGCGUAAGCAAUGGCUUCGGUUUCCCUCCUCUUUUGGAUGGCCACCACCACAUAGGGCCUGAAUGUCCUGCUGUUCUCCAAGGACAGAAAGAAGACUCUGUACCCGUCUGUUUGGGGAGCAGUCUUGUAGGGGAGCCAUCGAAUGGGCCACGGAUUCAGCACACUUCCAUGUGAAUGGGACCAGUUUCUGUUCUUCCCUCACCUCAGAGCUUAAGCACUUGGGAAGGAGAUUUGGCCAAGAUGACGCAUUUGCAGGCUGGGCUCAGUCCAGACACUAUAGAAAAAGCUCGUCUGGAACUGAAUGAAAACCCAGAUAUUUUACAUCAGGACAUUCAACAAGUCAGAGACAUGAUCAUCACCAGACCAGACAUUGGGUUUUUACGUACAGAUGAUGCCUUCAUUCUGCGAUUUCUUCGAGCCAGGAAGUUUCACCAAGCCGAUGCCUUCAGACUCCUGGCCCAGUACUUUCAGUACCGCCAGCUGAACCUGGACAUGUUCAAAAACUUUAAGGCAGAUGAUCCCGGGAUUAAGAGGGCUUUGAUCGACGGAUUCCCCGGAGUGCUGGAAAAUCGUGACCACUAUGGCAGGAAGAUUCUCUUGCUGUUUGCUGCCAAUUGGGAUCAGAGUAGGAACUCCUUCACGGACAUCCUCCGUGCCAUUCUCCUGUCCUUGGAAGUCCUUAUUGAAGAUCCCGAGCUCCAGAUAAACGGUUUCAUUUUAAUUAUAGACUGGAGCAACUUUUCCUUCAAGCAAGCAUCCAAGCUGACACCCUCUAUCCUGAAACUGGCCAUUGAAGGGCUGCAGGACAGCUUUCCUGCUCGCUUUGGAGGCGUCCAUUUUGUCAACCAGCCCUGGUACAUCCACGCCCUGUACACACUCAUCAAGCCAUUCCUUAAGGACAAGACAAGAAAACGGAUUUUCCUACAUGGAAACAAUUUAAACAGUCUUCACCAGCUAAUACACCCCGAGUUCCUGCCCUCUGAAUUUGGAGGAACCCUUCCUCCUUACGACAUGGGGACUUGGGCCCGGACAUUACUUGGCCCUGACUACAGCGAUGAAAAUGACUAUACCCAUACUUCCUACAAUGCCAUGCAUGUGAAACACACCUGUUCCAACCUGGAGAGAGAGUGCUCACCCAAGCCCAUGAAAAGAUCUCAGUCUGUGGUAGAAGCUGGGACCUUGAAACAUGAAGAGAAAGGAGAAAAUGAGAACACCCAGCCACUGCUGGCUCUGGACUGAGCCAGCCAGCAUCAUGUGACAUCUCCAGUGGAGCAACCGUCCAGCAAGCCUGUGCAACUGACCUACAGACACUCUGUGUGCUCUGCUUGACAUGAGGUCCUCCAUCCCAGUCCCAGCCAUGACUGUCAGCAACCAUUGGUCUGGGUAGCCCACACCGGACAAAGAUCUGAGAGACGCUUUUAAAAAUUUAACGAAUUAAUUUAUGUUUUAGUGAGGAAUGGUGACGGGGAUGAAGAAAGGCAUUUAUGUAAAAAGGAUUCUCCCCUCAUAUUUUUGGCAGCAAAUAUACUUCAAAAGGGGAAAAAAACCCUAAAUUAGUUGCAUAUACAUCACUCUAAAGACUCACACAGGAACCCUCUCCAGGUUUUGCAAAUUAAGAUGAAAUGCAUUCCGAAAUAAAUAAAACAGAGUUAAAAUGUGCAGACACAUCAGCAAGUUUAAUGUAGUGCUGAACCCCAGCAGCAGUAGCUCCAAUAAUUUCCAGUCCUAUUGACUUAUUUCCUGACCUCAUCACCAGCAUCUAAGUAGUCAGCCUAAGAGUGUGAUCUCCCACGUCUGGCUAUUUGCAAAGUUUUUCAUUUAAAUCUCUCUCCUACAAGAAUGAUUUGGACAUCGUGUUGCUUGUCAGACCAUCAGCUGACUUUCAUGAAUUGCUUUUUAAGACAAAGAGGCAGUUUGAAAAAAAAAGAGGCUGCUUCAUUGUAGCAAAGUGAUUUCCUGUAGGCGAAUGCCUACAGAGAGGGGGCAACUCAUUGGAACACACACCACACACCACACACACACACACACACACACUGGUGACUGAUUACCCUUUUAAGUUAAUUCUUGGGUUACUACAGCAAAAACUUGCUAUCAAAUAAGUCCCUUUGUCCCCAUGCUCCUAUUACCUGUGGAGAAAGGCCCUGAGGGGGCAGGCAUUCAAAUCUCACAGAAAGACCCUUAAGGAUGGAUCAGCAUGUAAGUACCAAGCUAAAGAGGACCAAGAAUGCAAGAUGAAAUGCCAAAGACCAGCCUACUUCCUUAUCCAUUCUCCUUAGAAAUGGAUCCCAGCCCCCAUGCAUAGGAAGUCAGACAGAGAACAGCAAAGGGGAGGAUAUUUUAUCUGUGCCAUGUUUCCUGAGACCAGCUGAGUAUGUGUAGAUACCUUAUUCUCUAGCAUCUGUACGACACAGACACUUACUAAUAUGACCAGAGUGAUAAUGUCAAAAUUUUUAAUUGCUAACACUUAUUAAAAUACUUUACAUUUUAAGCACUUGGUAGAGUGAUUUACUAGCUGAACAGCCUAAAGAAAAGAGGAAACCAAUUCAACUUACUUCCCGCCAUAAACACAAAACAUUACUGACUAUGGCCACUUCCCUCUCUCCAUCUCUCUCUUUCCCUGUUCCUUCCCACUUCUCUCCUCCUUACACUCCUCUCCUUUUCCUUUGUCUUUCUUUCUCUGUCUCCCUGUUACCCUCUCUUCUCUGUCUCCCUCCAAUGCUGAAGAUCAAACCCAGGGCCUAACCCCUGAGCCCUGAGCUACAAACUAGAUGUAUACUCCUCAGUUGAUCUACUGUUUUAUUAUUUUUUUCUACUGGCAGAGAAUAGUAACAGAAGCUAUUUUUAUGUUCCAACCUUGAAGAAGCAAAAUUGAAACAGAAUUUUAAAAUAUUUCCCAAACAAUUGCAUCAUAGUAUAUUAAAAAAAAAACCCUACCAAUUCAUUUUGUAUAGACCUUUAGAAUUGUAAAAUAAUAACCUUGAAAAAUGUUUACCAAGACAUGGAUGGAAAUUCUUUUCUUAUGACACAAGUAAGAGCGAGGAAAAAUUAAAGUGAAUUAGAAAAUCUUUUAUUGCUUGUGUUUAUAAGAUCAACGUGGGAUCCAAGUACUUAAAAUGCUGUUGGAGUGCACCACUGCCAACACUUGCAAAAGUAACGGUACUGCUGGCUUUUCACAAGGCAAGAUUUAGAAUCCUACUGUAAUGACCAUAUUUUAAAAAACAUGUUAUAUUUACUAAGUUAACAGCUAAUUUUCACUCAUUUCCUCCAUUUUAUUCCAUGGAUGUAAGGUGAUAGUUUAACAAUGAGAACACAUGGUUUGCAUUUCGCUAUGUAUAUGUAGUAUAGAGGAGAACUAAACCCAGCAGGUAACCGAGGGUUACUACAUGAACACUGGAUUGUAUUGCCUUUGUCAGUAAGUUCCUCUGUUUAAUAAAUACUGAAGAACACAAAUAA
Molecule: messenger RNA, 3891 nt
Organism: Mus musculus (house mouse)
Lineage: Eukaryota; Metazoa; Chordata; Mammalia; Rodentia; Muridae
Gene: Clvs1
Product: clavesin 1
Exons: 6
Coding region: 613-1677 (354 amino acids)
Biological process (GO): lysosome organization
Cellular component (GO): Golgi apparatus; trans-Golgi network; early endosome membrane
Molecular function (GO): phosphatidylinositol-3,5-bisphosphate binding
Source: RefSeq, marked validated